GCUGCUGGACUCAAUAACUCUAGAGGUCCCUUCCAAACCCUACAAUUCUGUGACUCUGAUUUUGUGAUGCUUCUUAUACUUCUGUGUUCUCUGUGCCUUUACUCCUGUGACUCUUGGGCCAAAUUAUAAUUCAUUAGCUCUUCUCCUCAUAUUUCUUUCACAAGAUGUUAGUACAGAACAGCACUGCCCUAAAUCUUUAAUCUCUCCUACCACAUGAUUUCUGAUUACGCCUCUGUCUCUGCUUUCUGCCUUAACUGCUAAGCUGGUGCAGUUCACUGAGAGGAGUGAAGAUUAGGAUGGUAAAUGCAGACACGUUUCACCAGGCAGAUAUAUAUGUAGCUUUGUAAAUUACUGUUUCAGAACAGAUACCACAGUUCCAGAGGAUGCCAGUUUCAGCCCCAGGCACAGACAGACGGCAGAGAGCCUCAGCAGCAUUUUUUCUCAGUUUUCUCUCAUUAGUUUUCUCUGUUACAGCAUUCAGUAGCAAUUACUGGUGUGAAGGGACAAGAAAAGUUGCCAAACCUUUCUGCAUAGGACAGGCCAAAGGAGAUAACUGCAUCCGCUUUAAUAGCCCCGAUGCCAACAACAGCAAUGCUGUGCAAUAUAUCUGGGAGACAGGAGAUGACAAGUUUGUUGACCGAAAGUUUCAUGCUGGGAUUUGGUAUUCAUGUGAAGAAAUUAUAAAUGGGGAAGGUGAGCAAUGUAGAAGUUUUAUCAGUUUGACUCCAGCUUCUGAUCGAGGGGUUUUAUGGCUGUCUAUUGUAGCAGAGCUACUCUAUAACAUUUUGCUUCUGUCUGGAGUUGUUCUUAUGUCAGUAGAAAUGUGCUACUGCAGUACUGUCAUCGAUGGGUUAAAGAUCAACGCCUUUUCUGCAGUUGUCAUCGUACUAGCAGGUACAAUUUAGGGUUUCAAUUUAUUAUAUUCAGAAAAUUUAACUUUGAUAGAGUUCUAGCUGGAGAUUAAUAACAGUGUGUAGGGUUGUGAACUAUUACCAUAUUUACUGAGACAUUAAUAACACACUGCUGUUUUUAAUUGGAAAAUAUUAUUGUCAUUUCUUAAUAU
Molecule: messenger RNA, 1063 nt
Organism: Meleagris gallopavo (turkey)
Lineage: Eukaryota; Metazoa; Chordata; Aves; Galliformes; Phasianidae
Gene: GSG1L2
Product: GSG1 like 2
Cellular component (GO): plasma membrane
Source: RefSeq, a predicted model, not a curated record